CCGCCGGAGGCGGCGGUAGCGUCAGGUGACAGCCCGGAAGCUGCGGAAGCGGAUGAAGCAGAGCCGUGGAGGCCCCGUGGGGCUUCGCGCAGGUGGGGAAGCUGUUUGGCGUCCCUCGAGCCCUUGGCGCCGCGCACAUGUGGCGCUCGGGCUGAUAUCUGAAGGCCGCCGCUCUGGAUCGUGUGGCCCGACCUCGGCGGUUGGAGUCGCGGUGCGGGCCUGCGGCGGACGCCCAUGGAGAAGGCUGGGCGUGAGGGUGACGGCGCCCCCUGCGGGCCUGUCCUGCACAUCGUGGUGGUCGGCUUUCACCACAAGAAGGGCUGCCAGGUUGAAUUCUCUUACCCACCACUAAUUCCAGGAGAUGGACAUGACAGCCACGCUUUACCUGAAGAAUGGAAGUAUUUGCCUUUCCUCGCCUUACCGGAUGGUGCACAUAACUAUCAGGAAGAUACUGUGUUUUUUCACUUGCCACCCAGAAAUGGAAAUGGAGCCACUGUAUAUGGUAUCUCUUGCUAUCGACAAAUUGAAGCCAAGGCAUUAAAAGUAAGGCAAGCUGACAUCACCAGAGAGACUGUUCAGAAAAGUGUCUGUGUUUUGAGCAAGCUGCCUCUUUAUGGCUUACUUCAAGCAAAACUUCAACUCAUUACACAUGCAUAUUUUGAAGAGAAAGAUUUUUCCCAGAUUUCUAUUCUAAAGGAACUCUAUGAGCAUAUGAACAGUUCCUUAGGAGGGGCCUCAUUAGAAGGAUCACAGGUGUAUCUUGGUCUGUCUCCUCGAGAUCUUGUCCUUCAUUUCCGACACAAGGUCUUGAUCCUGUUUAAGCUAAUUCUUCUUGAAAAAAAGGUUCUUUUUUACAUUUCUCCAGUGAAUAGAUUGGUGGGUGCGUUAAUGACCGUAUUAUCCCUUUUUCCAGGCAUGAUUGAACAUGGCCUCAGUGACUGUUCUCAGUAUAGACCCCGAAAGAGUAUGUCUGAAGAUGUUGGGCUUCAGGAAAGUAAUCCCCCUGCAGAUGAUUUUAUUUCUGAGUCUACUUCUGACUUUUCAAAUACCAACUUGGGAACUGUCACAAAAAUCAUUUCAGGGAACCAUGGAGGAGACACUGUCCUCCAGUUGGAAAAACCUUGUUUCCAGGUAGAAGAUAACAACAACAAAGAACAAGAACCCAGCGAUACUGGCCGCUAUUUGAAACUCCCACCUCGUCCAUCUCCAGAGUCUUCAGAAAGUGACUGGGAAACUUUGGAUCCUAGUGUUUUAGAGGACUCUAGCUUGAAAGAAAGGGAACAGAUGGGGUCAGACCAGACAAACAUAUUUCAAAAAGACUCUGUGCCCUCAGACAGUCCUCCAAUUACUGUACAACCUCAAGCUAACACCAGGCAGGUAGUUCUGAUACCAGGACUCAUUUCUGGAUUGGAAGAGGACCAAUACGGCAUGCCUCUGGCCAUCUUUACAAAGGGAUAUCUGUGUUUGCCUUACAUGGCAUUACAACAGCAUCAUCUUCUCUCUGAUGUCACUGUUCGGGGAUUUGUGGCUGGAGCUACUAACAUCCUCUUUCGGCAACAGAAGCACCUCAGUGAUGCCAUUGUGGAAGUAGAAGAAGCACUGAUCCAGAUCCACGAUCCGGAGCUUAGGAAGCUGCUGAACCCAACCACUGCAGACCUAAGGUUCGCAGAUUACCUAGUGAGGCAUGUGACUGACAACCGCGAUGAUGUCUUCCUGGAUGGCACAGGCUGGGAGGGAGGUGACGAAUGGAUCCGGGCCCAGUUUGCAGUCUACAUCCAUGCUCUGUUGGCUGCUACACUGCAGUUAGAUAAUGAAAAGAUGUUAUCAGACUAUGGAACGACUUUUGUUGCUGCCUGGAAGAAUACUCACAACUACAGGGUAUGGAACAGCAAUAAGCACCCAGCACUUUCAGAGAUAAACCCAAACCAUCCUUUUCAGGGCCAGUACUCAGUGUCAGACAUGAAACUCAGAUUCUCACAUUCUGUUCAGAACAGUGAACGUGGCAAAAAAAUUGGCAAUGUCAUGGUAACAACUAGCCGGAAUGUGGUACAAACAGGAAAAGCUGUCGGCCAGUCAGUGGGAGGAGCUUUUUCCAGUGCAAAGACAGCUAUGUCUUCAUGGCUGUCCACUUUCACCACAUCCACCCCUCAGAGUCUUCCUGAGCCACCCAACGGGAAGUCCUGAGGCCACCAGCAGAAGUUGCUUUGUUCUCUAAGGUGUAAUGCUCCCUCCUCAUCUGUUGCUCCCAGGGUCUCCUCUAUCUACAGGUCCAUACCCAGGGACCAGGAUAGCAAAGUGUUUACAUGGACGGUUGCACUCUGUCUAAAUGAAUGUUGCAGGAUGCUGAACACAUGAAGUCACAACCAUAGCAGGACUAGAUUUCCAGGUUGGGGGUUAAAUUGACUACUUUUACUUCAUUCUGAGCCUAAUCAAUGUACACAAUGAACCUUCUAGUGAAUUUUAAGUUCUGAGAUUGUACAUUUGUUUACGUAGAAUUUUUACAUAUGUAUAUUUUGUUCUAUUUUGCUGUUUAAAUAUUUAGAUGGUCAUUGUAAUUUAUAUUGACUAAAAUUAAGUUAUAUUACUAUUGUACUUUCUCUGAAGUUAGCCCUACAAUGUACUUGUAAAACAUAGGGACUAUGCAUUCCAGCAUAUAUUACUCUGCUGAGUUCUAGGAUGAACUUUUGUAGGGGUGGGGCGUGGAGGGGACCUUCUACCCAGUAAACACAUUUGCCAGCUCGUUUCUUCCCAGAGCUGUGAAAGUCAGGAGGGGAAAGCUCUAAAGAUGAGUUGUCAUUUGAGAUGAAUUUCUUUCUGGCAAAGUUGGUGUGAGGCAGCAAAGACGCCACUGUGCUUCCCCCUUGCUGGCCGUGACCAUUCAGGGGAACAGCAGUGGUGGCUCAGGAGCACUGACGGGUUGGCACAUGUCUGUAGGGCAGUAGUUUAAUGACCCACGUGCCGGCAUGAUCAGCUCCAGCUAUGUUGUAGUCUUAAUCAGCACUUUGUUAUCUAAAAUGUGUGCCUUGUUUCUGUGUGUGAAUGGUUGUCCAUUGGAUCCUGACAGAUCUGCAGGCCUUCUCUUAGUCUUACUCUGCAUUGAGUCUUUCAAAGAUAUAUGACCUUCCUACUUUCCUGACUGAAAAUCCUCCUUUAGUCAGAUCUACCACCUUUAAAAGAAAAACAAAGUAACCAAUAAAGGUUAAGUAUAAACCACACCUUAGCUCACAUUUAGAAAAUCAAGAAGUGGGCCAGGGGAAUGAUUUAGUGAGUAAAAGUGCUUAAUGUACAAACCUGACAACCUGAGUUCAGAUCCCUGGAACCCUUAGAAAAAGCCACAUCUAUAAUCCCAGUGUUCUAUAGUGAGAUGGGGGUCAGGACACUCUUCUGGAAGCUCACAAGCCAGCUAGCCUGGAGUAUGCAGUGAAUUUGCAGAAACAAGAGAGACCCUGCCUCAAAACAAGGUUAAGCAAAGACCAACUCUUGAAAAUUGUCCUCUGACCUCUGCGUGGGUGGUGUGUCAUUAUACAUGCUUGCACACGUGCAUACAUACACACACACACACACACACACACACACACACACCCUCAAAUGAUAGAAAUGUAGGAAGCAAGGCAAUGAAUGAGCCUACAGCUAUGCCCUGAGUCACUUUUUGGUAAAGUACAGCUAGUUUCAUGUUACUGCAGGCAUGAAUUGCCCAACCUUUCAUGAUUUGUACACAGUUGGAGUUCAUGUGUUUGUCAUUUAUAACUGUCUUUUGCUUUUCAGAGGAUCCUUAAUGGGUGUUCUCAGGGACUAUUUUUGGGGAACAAUCUGCCUUUUUAGUAACAGAAGACAUGUGGAAUAAUCAUUAUAUCUACAUAUUAUUUAACAAGCAUUGGGAAAAUAAGGGGCCUAAUUAAGGACACUUGAUUAUAUUUCAGUUAUCCCUUAUGCCCUAAAUACUAUGAAAAGAACAUAGGGCAUAAUCUAAUAUCUAUAAAACUUUGCAAUUUGCACUUCAACACAAAGCCACAAAAUACAAGCUACUUCAAUUGAGCAUAAUACCUUGAGAGAAUCCAGUGACAAUAAAUUGAUUAUAUGAGAUAAAUUGAUUAAUGGGAGAACACCAUUCAUUUGCUUCAGCCAGGGAAUUUUUGAAAGAGAAGUAGUAAAACCACACAAAACUGGAAGGCAUUUUAAUCAGUGUUAUACUGAACCUGUUGGGAUUCUUAGAUACCAUUCUUGUGGCCGCAGCAUGAUAAGAUACCUGUGGUAGUUGGCAUUGCUAGGAGCCCUGCCUCAUUAGCCAAUAAGAUGAUGAUUCAUUCUUUAGUUUGCACCAGAUUUGUAUGACUGGGUAAAUGCCUGCUGUCACUUAAAAAGCAAUGCAACACACUCACCUUGGAAUAUGCUUGAGGAAAAAAGUUAAAUGAAAUUUAAUUCUGAUUUUGUUCAUGGAUCCCCCUGCAUAGGAUCUCACAGUCUGACUACACAGGUCUCUAAAUUGCUAUCCUUCUGCCUCUUGUCUCCCAAAUAACUGGGAUUGUAGGAGUUUACCUCUCUGCUAGGCUUAAGUGUAUAUUAUAAUUGAAUCUUCUCUCAAUGUAAAUUAAAACUUAACUCUUAAAAUGGUCACUUUACUGGCUUUCAGCAUAUAAUAACUUACCUUGGAAUAUAAAACAUCUUAGAAUGGUCAAAAGACCAUGUAUGCCUGCUUCCUUCAGGUUCAGGGAAACAUUGACUUUUCAAGGGCCAUAGGCCAUUUUCUUGUUGGCAGGGGCACUGCUGCAGCCAGUGUUGUAGAGAAUAGGAGAUACGGCUUAGCCCAGGGAGCCCACAUACUGUUUGAGGCACCAAUGAGAGACUAACUGAUGAGUAGUCUCCAAACACUGGCGCCGUAGCCCUGGAACCAAUACCAGGCCUUUUGACUCUUGCCAGCAGAGUCGUGACUGUUGACACCCACACUUUUCUCCAGUGACCUACGAUGCUUUUGUGUCUAAGAACCGAGCGUUUGUAACUAGACCUGCGGAAGUGAACGUGAGCGAACAAUUUUCAGGGUUACAGGAUGCAGACAUUGAUAGAGCUGCACUGCUGUCCAGGUGGUUUUGAGGAAGCCCUUGACAUUCCUAGCAUAGUGACAAUGACAUUGAUAAGGGAGAGACUCAAUGCUGUGAAUCUAUGGGCUAGAUGAGUAGAAAGUCUGAAGCUGCAGGUAACAGAGGUGGAGAGCAGUUUUAUAUGUAUGUUUGAUUCAUAAAGAUACGAAUUGUCCAUCCCUAAGUCCAUUCAUGAUUCACUAGCUCCCAAGCCUGAAAGCAGUUCUCCUCUCCUUUUGAAACAGCAGGGGCUUUCCUGAACAGUGGGGCCUUCUUGACCACAGGACAGACUUCCUCUACCCUGUUGCUUUCCAAGUUUUGAACUAAGCAGUUACUGUUCUUUAGACUAGCUUUCCUUAGAAACUCAAGUAGAAAGCAAAUUACGAAAAAUGAGGUGUUGCAUGGCUGGGGAGCAGGCCCCUCAAAGUCUGAAUCAGAGUAUUUUGACAUCAGUGUUUAACGUAUUUCAGGUAUGAGUUCUUUAGUGGAGUUAGAAUUGUAAUCAGCUAUUUACAUUUCUAAAUGAAGCUAUAACACUCCUUUCCUGGUAGGCAGGUUUUAUUGAAGCUGUAUAUUCUACGGAGAAAAUUUCGUGGGAGUUAACAGCCAGUGGCCCCUUUCCCUCCCAUGUUGAUAAGUCUCGAAGUCCUGCAGGCCAUCAUCCUGAUCUAUACCCACAGGCAGAUGUCUGCUGCAGCCUCCACAGAAGGCAGCCUGCUAGGGCAGAAGCUGCUGACUGGUCUAUGGUGCAGCCUGUUAGUGUUUGGGGCAUUGCUUGGGAUUUCUGAAGUGGCAACAUUUGCACACUCUGCUUCUUUGAUGAGAAAUGGCCCAGCAUUCGUGGCUUUCCAUGCCAUCUCUUGAUAGCCUUUAACGAUGACAGAAUACUCCCCGAAUCACUCGAAGAUAACCAUCAUUCCUCAUAACAUGCUGUGCCGUUAGGACUUUCUCAUUCCAAGUCUUCUGACUUUGUUGCUUUGGAAUUGCUUUUUCAUAAUUCCCAACAUUCCACACACUUUUUUCAGAAACAAAGAAAAGGAAUGUGCAUCUUUAUUUUUUCAUGUAAAAUAACUUCAUAAAAAUGACUCCCUACCUACAUUAUGAAGAAGAAACUGGCUCUCUUAUAUGGUAUAACACUCCAAAAUUAAAAGGUUGUGCAUGUCUAAGGGGUUGGAUAUAUUUUGUAAAACUCUGACAUUUGUAUUUCUGUGCUGUUCAGAAAUUUACCUUUUUACUUAUACUAAUUAAAGAUAUAGAAAACUAUAUAUUUAAAUCAUGUAAAUGGAACACAAUUUAAGGGGGUUUCCAAUCUUAUUUCUCAUCAGCUUCUCAUGCACAUACUAUGCUGCUCAAGUUUCUUUAGUGUGCAAUAUAAACAUUUGAACAUUUCAAGUCAGGUACUGAGCCAGAAAAGGUCAUUGAAGUUUUCAGAACACUGCUUAGAAAAUAUUUUAUUUUCUUGAAAUACUGUUCUUUUAUAGCUAGAAAAGCAAGAUUAAGAAUUGCAUGUUUUAGUCCACUUGAUCAUCAUUUUCUAAAUUUAGGAAGCAUUUGAUUAAUGACUUGCUGAAGGCACUUAGUGGUUGGAAAGUAGUUUCUAAGGAAGUUUGGUGAUAGCACAUAUUUUAUCAGAGAAAUGGCUUCCCUUUCCUCUAGUAGUUUUGUAGUUUGUGCUGAUUCAUUCCUGUUGUCAUUUGUUUUUUUAAAAGUGUAUUCAAGUUACAAAUCAUGUCUAAUCAUGCUGAACUGUAGAGAUUCUAUUGUACCUUUAUUUUAAGCAAAACGUGAUAAUAAAAUUAUCCUGUUUCUCUUGCA
Molecule: messenger RNA, 6890 nt
Organism: Mesocricetus auratus (golden hamster)
Lineage: Eukaryota; Metazoa; Chordata; Mammalia; Rodentia; Cricetidae
Gene: Avl9
Product: AVL9 cell migration associated
Exons: 16
Coding region: 235-2184 (649 amino acids)
Cellular component (GO): cytoplasm
Source: RefSeq, a predicted model, not a curated record